CAUACACACGCGCACACAUAUAUACACGCGCACACACAGCUCACACUUGUUUGAGGUUUAUCUCAUCCGGACUUAGCAUUGAUUUAGUUUCUUGAAUGUAAUGAUGAUUGGACCCAUUUUAUUUAAUAUGAAGCACUGCACUCUGUUCCUGUUCCUCUUCUACCUGAUGAUCACUGCCUGUUUGUCUUUAAUGCCAGGCUUCACGACUACAGUAAUUGAGCUCCAUCAGCCUGCUGCUUUGUCCUGUGAAGGAGGAUGUUCAGGUUCAGUGAAAUGGAUGAAGCUGAGUGAAAAGGUUGUUGUGGCUCAGUGUAAUGAGACGUCCUGCAGCUCAGAGGAGGGCUUUAACAUCUCUCAUGAUCAGUACCUGAAGGGGAAUCUGUCUCUCUCCAUCACUGUAGCUGAUUACAGUAAACGCGGCUGGUACAGGUGUCGGUGUGGAGACAGAGCCGUGUGUGAUGCAAGUCUACGCAUUAAAGCCGUUGGGUUCCUGCACCAGAUCCCUACUGGAGAUUCCCUGGUGCUGAAUUUUCAGAUCCCUGAGCGUUUGAAGGUCGUGUUAAACAGGAGUGCUGGUGAAGGUGGUGGUGGUGCUGGAGGAGCUCAGAGCUUGGUCUCGGUCCCAGUUUGUAGUGUUGAUGGACGUACAAUUCAGGCUGCUGAUGAAUACAGGAAGCGAGUGAAACUGAACUGCUCUCUGACUCUGAGUGCCACGCAGGAGGCUGACGGUGGUGUGUACAGCAUUCAGGACACUGAGAAUGAUGAGGUUAUCUCUACACACACUCUCAAACUCACAGGAAAUGACACAGAAGCCAACGACACAUUGCAGACCAAAGGUGAAGCAGAGAGCUGGAACCUGAGGAGGAUCUAUAAUGAGGAGUUCAGAGGCUUGGUGGUGGGAGGAAUAAUCGGGGCUGUCAGCAUGGCUCUGGUUUUGUUUGGUAUUGGUUGGAUAGUAAAAGGCUUCAGACAUAUCAAUCAGAAAAUGAGAAGAGGUUCGAGAGGUGACUGUCAUCACAGCACACACAAUUCUGAUCCUGAAGAAGACACCAAGCUUCCAAUGCAAGAGAUUUAGAUUUCAUCCAUCAUGAUCCAUCCUGUUAGGAGCCAUGUUUUAGCUGUUUCACUGGGUUUACUCACAAACACACACACCGUAGGUUUAUUAUGAAACUCUGAAAUGUUCUGUUUAUAUAAAGGACUGUAGUGAGAUUGUAAAGUAGUGAGUCACAGGAAACACCACUAGCUGGUUCUCUGUCUGUGUCGAGGACGUGUGUUCCUGCUGAACCACACACACACUCCACACAGUGGUGCUGAGAUCAGACAAUCCGAAUUUACUGCAAAAAAAGUACGAAGCUUAGCUUGUGUUUAAUUUUUCUGGCACAUUAAAGAACUCUUGAGUCUGAGCCAGUCUACAGCAUGCAAUAAAUAAUAAAACAAUAAUUAGCAUUAAUAGAGAAGAGCACAGCACUCCAAACAAUCCGACUGCACAGAGAGUCAACAUUAAGCUUUUUAAUUGUUUUAGACCGUAUAACAUUUAUAUGGGAGAACUUUAUUGACAGUCAGGACACUGUAUGCUAGGAUACCAAAACUUUUUGAGCCAAGUGGAUACUAGCAUGUGACAUUUCACGUCAUUGUGCUGAGUGUUUUGAUACAUCACAUGUCCAUUUUUUAUUUUGGGGGCGGGGCUGCACGUGAUGCAAUGUUGUGGAAAGUUUUUUGAUUUUGCAUAUAUUGGGGCGGGGCUGCAGGAAAACCAGAAGGCGGUCGGUUCUCCAGUUUAAACCUUUGCCCAGAGUAUCACCCUAAAGAAUAUGGUGUUUGGUGUAGAUAGCUCAAAAGCUUUCCGAGUUAUAAACCUCUAAAAUUUAUGGGUGUCAAUGGCAAAAAAAUGCCACUUUGAAACCCGGUACCGUGAGUACCGGUACUCGGAUCGCUUAGAAAAGUAAUAGCAACAAACUUCAGACCUUCUACGACAUCCGAUUUUGGUGCAUGCAGCUUGAAAGCCCAAGGAAGAGUUACUCUUGAUAUAUUUUUGUCUAAAAAGAAUAAACAAUUCAGAAUGUUCUUCUUCAAGCCAACAUAUAAAUAACUUGUAUGUAAACAGAUUUAUUUAUGUCAGUAAAAUGUCAUAUGUUUUGAUUAUAUUUAUGUAUUUAUUAUAUAAUAAUUUAUUUGUAUUUCUUAUAUAAUUGUAAUUUCAUAAAAAAAAAUUUAAGAUUAA
This is a messenger RNA of Tachysurus vachellii, 2221 nucleotides long. RefSeq lists its product as uncharacterized. NCBI's taxonomy places the organism in Eukaryota, Metazoa, Chordata, Actinopteri, Siluriformes, Bagridae. The transcript is spliced from 6 exons. The coding region runs from base 101 to 1075 and encodes 324 amino acids. The record is from RefSeq and is a predicted model, not a curated record.